CAAAAGUCACUUCACAUCAGUCGAGGACCUGUAAACAGAAAUUGAAAGUACGAAACCAAAGCCGCUGGAGAAAGCUUCUAGAGAAUCAGCAUUGGGUGCAGGUCGUAAAUAAACGUUUCCGAUAAGCGUAGCCCGGUGAAUCCCCAGCGAAACGGCAAACCCGAGCGAUUUAGUGAACACCAUUCGUGGAGGUGACUCAUCCAAGUCCACUGCAAUUACAUAAAUUUAUGAAACGAAGCACACCUCAUCCACGCUCGAUUUGGAUACUUACAGCUUGCUGGUUGCUGCCCCUGCUCUGCCUAGCCCUCUCCCUCAGCCCGCUGGUCCGCUCCGCUGACGUCACCAUGGCCAACGCCGCUAGCCAGGAGUACGCCCGCCGGCUGGCCCUCUUCUCCAUCAACGUAUACGGAAAGCUAGCGGCACAGAAGCCCGGCGAGAACAUCGUCUUCUCGCCCUUCUCCAUCCAGACCUGUGCGGCGAUGGCCAGGCUGGGCGCCGAGGGCGAGACUGCCACCCAGCUGGACCACGGCUUGGGCCUGGCCUCAAGCGACGCUGCCGAAAUUGCCCAGACCUUCCACGAGGUGCUGGCCGCGUACCAGGACAGCCAAAUCCUGCGCAUUGCCAACAAAAUCUUCGUGAUGGACGGUUACCCGCUGCGCCAGGAGUUCGACGAGUUGUUGACCAAGCAAUUUCUCUCGGCGGCGCAGAACGUAAACUUCGCCAAGAACGUCGAGGCGGCGGCCACCAUCAACGGGUGGGUGGAGCAGCGCACCAACAACCUGAUUAAGGACCUGAUCCCGUCCAGCGCCCUGGACGCCAAUUCGCGACUGGUCCUGGUGAACGCCAUUCACUUCAAGGGCACCUGGCAGCACCAGUUUCCCAAGCAUGCCACCCGGCCGGACACCUUUUACCUGGAUGGCGAGCGUUCCGUCCAGGUUCCAAUGAUGGGGCUAAAGGAGCGGUUCCGCUAUGCCGAUCUGCCAGCGUUGGACGCCACGGCCCUGGAGCUGCCCUACAAGGACUCGGAUCUCUCCAUGCUUAUCGUCCUGCCCAACAGCAGGACGGGUCUGGCCGCUUUGGAAGAUAAGCUGCGCAUCACACCACUCUCGCAGAUUACACAGUCACUGCACAAAACUCAGGUGGUAGUAAGGUUGCCCAAGUUCAAGGCCGAGUUCCAGGUGGAGUUGACCCCGGUUUUCAAGCAGUUGGGCAUGUCUAAGAUGUUCACCGACCAGGCCGAGUUCGGAAAGAUGCUGCAGAGCCCCGAGCCCCUGAAGGUGUCGGCCAUCAUACACAAGGCCUUCAUCGAUGUGAACGAAGAGGGAACCGAGGCUGCGGCUGCCACGGGUAUGUCGCUGGUGUUCCGUUCCCUGCCUUCGGCCCGACAGGUACCGAUUCGGUUCUUCGUCGAACAUCCAUUUAACUUUUACAUUCUGAAUAAAGACGCAACAGCUCUUUUCGCCGGGAGCAUACAGAAACUUUAAUACCGGGUAGCUCCCACUAACCAACCAUGCGAUUCGGGUGUCCCAUCUCCAUAAAUAGCUUAAAUGGUGACUUCCGUAUCCAUAACGUUUCUUGGCCGAGCAUAUAUUCAGAUUUUGCAUUACCAAAAGGAGGCCUAAAGCUCCAAGCUGUUAUCACAAACCAAAUGUAAUAAGUUUAGACUGCGCACAAUCAAUGAUCUUAUAUGUACUCUUUAUACUUUUGUACUAACCAAGCAUGUAGCCUGAAUAAAGUCCAGUUGUCUAAAAU
Drosophila biarmipes is the source of this 1752-nucleotide messenger RNA. Its product is annotated as antichymotrypsin-2. The transcript has 3 exons. The record is from RefSeq and is a predicted model, not a curated record. Lineage: Eukaryota; Metazoa; Arthropoda; Insecta; Diptera; Drosophilidae. Bases 228 to 1484 code for a protein of 418 amino acids. Gene Ontology annotation, molecular function: serine-type endopeptidase inhibitor activity.